CUGUGCAACUAAGUAUACAGGAAGAAGGUCCUGUCAAUAGUAAUUUCGUGAAAACUAAUUGGAUCCUUUCAAAUAAAUAUUUAAAUUAUGUGUGAGAUAUUUUAGUGUUAUACAUUGAUCCUUGCUUGCUGUUCUCAAUAGAAUCCACUAUGUGGAUGCUUCCAAUUAUAAGAGUGCUCCUGCUUUUCAUGAUAGGAUGCAUUACAUGCAACUCAGAUGUAAUGGAGGCCUCACUUGGACAAUUUCCAGCCAUGGUGGCAGUAUUAUAUGAUGGAGUGCCCAGAAAGUACAUCUGUGCUGCAAGUCUAAUUGCUCCAACAUUUGUGCUCUCGGUAGCAGUUUGUUAUGGGAAAAUUCCACGUGUUACCGAGGUGAAGAUCAUGGGAGGUGAUGUGCAUCUCCAGGAAACGAGUACGGUGAAAGACAGACAAGAAAUUGGAGUUUUGAGAAUUACAAUUCAUCCCAAGUAUGAUGGAGUCAGCUACAACUUCGCUAUCUUGGAGUUGAAGAAGCUAGUUGAGCGGAGUCGCUAUUUUCAUUCAAUUGGCAUCACUAGCAGCAGGCCGAGAGUUCAUACCAAUUGCAAAGUAGCUGGUUGGGAUCUGUUAAAUCGGAAAGCUGCUCCUCUGCUGUUUACAGAAGCUUUGGUUUAUAGUGACGUCGACUGCGCAAGUGUGCCAUUUGAGGUUCACGAGCAAACAAUGUUUUGCGCGGGAAUAAAGGAAGGGGGACUGCAAACAAUUGGCAUUGACCAAGGGGGUCCAAUAAUUUGCAAUGGGAAACUCGCAGGGGUCGCUUCACAACCAUUGAGCGCUAGCAAAGAAAGCGUUUAUGGUGGCUAUUCUGAUGUGUCUGCGGUUUCAGAGUGGAUUCAUUCUAUCCUUAACGAAAAAAUGAAAAGGAUUUGGCUCUCAAGUAAAGCGAAAGGAAGCGCUAGCCCAGCGGGAACCUUAAUAAAUUAUCGAAAAGUGCUUGUAGCUUUUUACGCCACUUUAAAGUCAAAUUUACAAUAGGAAGCAAAUAUAUUUAGUAACCUUA
Hermetia illucens (black soldier fly) is the source of this 1038-nucleotide messenger RNA. RefSeq names its product trypsin-1-like. The transcript is spliced from 7 exons. Gene Ontology annotation, molecular function: serine-type endopeptidase activity. NCBI's taxonomy places the organism in Eukaryota, Metazoa, Arthropoda, Insecta, Diptera, Stratiomyidae. The record is from RefSeq and is a predicted model, not a curated record. The coding region runs from base 150 to 1013 and encodes 287 amino acids. Gene Ontology annotation, biological process: proteolysis.